CCGUUCCUCAGCAACAGCGAAGGUCAUCUAAACCAGCACGUCGGCGACGGCGGCGGCGCAAGAACGAGUCGUACGUGUGCUUCGCCGGCAAUGGAGGUCCACGGCGCGGCGAGCAGGGAGCAGCAGCAGCACGACGGCGGCGGCGGCGGGGUGAAGGUGAAGUUCAUCGAGACGCAGUUCGUCAGCUCCGACGCGGCCAGCUUCAAGGCCGUCGUGCAGCGGCUCACGGGCCAGUCCGCGCCCUCGCCUUCGGCGCCGGCGACCUCGGCGAGGCCGAGCAGGCCGCGCGCGCGCGCCGCGGUCACGGCUUGCCCGGCGGCCGCCGUGGGGUGGGCGGGCGGCUACGGCGGCGGCAGCGGCCUGAUGACGAUGGCCGCGCCGGUGAAGCAGGAGGCGGCGGCGCCGCCUCCCAACCUUGAGGAUCUCCACGAGCUCCGCGACUUCUCCGACCUGUUCUACCCGACCAGCGCCGGCGGCGGCGGGCGGCGCGUCGACGGCGGUGGCUACGGCUACCCGUACUACUGAUCGAGUCGUGCUGGCGCGUACAGCGCAUCUUUGAUUUUCUCUUUUCUUUUUUGUUGGUUUUAGCAGUCGUGCCGUGAUUGCCAGUCGCCAUUGUUGUGCCGAUCAACCUGGACGGAGCUCCUCUGAUGUAGAGUCAGAAGGAGGUGGGUCACUGACCGGUGGGGCUCACCUUCAUAGGCCCAUACGUCAUUGACCAUGUUCCUCUAACUUUACGUCAGAGGAGCCUCUUCUGAUCAACAUUAGGAUGUCUGCUGGAAUACUAGUAUAUGUAUAUCAUAGGCUAUAACUACGUGAUCUGUUCAUCUCUACAUCUCAAACACAUUGCGUGUUCUUCAAACUUCACAGAAAUGGAGAAUGGAUGAUACAGAAACUGAUUUUACUCA
Molecule: messenger RNA, 908 nt
Organism: Oryza sativa Japonica Group (Japanese rice)
Lineage: Eukaryota; Viridiplantae; Streptophyta; Magnoliopsida; Poales; Poaceae
Product: VQ motif-containing protein 10
Source: RefSeq, a predicted model, not a curated record